AUGGCGGUCGACCCGGCGGACCCGCCUCCAGUGGAGCGAAUGGCAGCUAAGCAGGCGCGAGCAUACAAGGCAACCUAUUACGACCAGAAUCUACGGCAGAUACCCCCUGGGCAGUGCUUCGAUGCGGCGAUUAAAGAUGGCACGAACACGGGUUUCAUGACAUUCAGCGACGAUCUGAUCUGA
This is a messenger RNA of Penicillium chermesinum, 183 nucleotides long. RefSeq lists its product as uncharacterized. The transcript has a single exon. Lineage: Eukaryota; Fungi; Ascomycota; Eurotiomycetes; Eurotiales; Aspergillaceae. The record is from RefSeq and is a predicted model, not a curated record. The coding region runs from base 1 to 183 and encodes 60 amino acids.